AAAGCCUCAGUCAGUCGCAUAUAUAACUUUCAACCCUAACUCAGAUAUGAACCUUACAGAGCAAAACGUCGAGAAACUGGAAGGUUUGGGAGCAGAACGGAUGGAGCUAAGAGAAGAAGAAAAGCGGUGUUCAGAAUCCUACCUGGAACAGAAAUCUGAAUACUCCGACUCCUCCUCGUCUCCGACCUAUAUAAACUCUGUAGAUUCUCCCAACUCUAUCCCCCUCUCGGAGCCAAGACUAGACGCAAUGGAGGCGUAUUACGCCAGCUCUUCUCUGCAGUACAGAGAAGAACCUCCUAUGUACAGUCCGUACCAACAACCUACCAUGGAACAACAAUAUAAUCAAUUAGUUUACCAAACAAAUUAUCCACAGUAUAUUCAAGGAUUGCCUACCUACCCUCAGUACUAUACACCCAACCCUACCCAGCCCACCUACCAGCCUAGCUACCACACUAGUCAACAACAACAACAAUAUCUAAACCAGUUUUGUCAAUACUGCUUUGGAUAUCCAACCCUGGAGAAUUGUCCUCUAUGCUUAAACUAGCGUGAAAAAUUCUCAUCAAACCAACCCCAAAUAUACCUUCAGAGUUAGUCUGAUACGCCUUUCAGUUUCAUCAUCUCUAAUACACAAACAAAAUUAAUAAUUUUA
This is a messenger RNA of Eurytemora carolleeae, 649 nucleotides long. RefSeq lists its product as uncharacterized. The coding region runs from base 47 to 544 and encodes 165 amino acids. The record is from RefSeq and is a predicted model, not a curated record. Lineage: Eukaryota; Metazoa; Arthropoda; Copepoda; Calanoida; Temoridae. The transcript has 3 exons.